GCGGCUUCCGUGCGCCUGCGGCGCUGUGUGGUGUUGCCGGCUGGGAGGCACAGCGCCUCUCUGAUCUUCCUGCACGGCUCAGGUGAUUCUGGACAAGGACUGAGAACAUGGAUCAAGCAAGUUUUAAAUCAAGAUUUAACAUUCCAGCACAUAAAAAUUAUUUAUCCAACAGCUCCUCCCAGUAAGUGUGCUUUGCUCCAUUUAGGAGGAUUUUCUAUGGGAGGAUGCAUGGCAAUACAUUUAGCAUAUAGAAACCAUCAAGAUGUGGCAGGAGUAUUUGCUCUUUCUAGUUUUCUGAAUAAAGCAUCUGCUGUUUACCAGGCUCUUCAGAAAAGUGAUGGUGUACUUCCUGAAUUAUUUCAGUGUCAUGGUACUACAGAUGAGUUAGUUCUUCAUUCUUGGGGUGAAGAGACAAACUCAAUGUUAAAAUCUCUUGGAGUAAGCACGAAGUUCCAUAGUUUUCCAAAUGUUUACCAUGAGUUAAGCAAAACUGAGCUAGAACAACUGAAGACAUGGAUUCUUACAAAGCUGCCAGGAGAAAUGGAAAGGCAGAAUGAAUGAACCAAGAUUGAUUUGUUUAUCUGCACAUAAUGUCUGAAAAUUGUUUUUUAUUUCCAAAUUAUAAUGAUAAUUAAAAUAUUAUGAAAUAUU
Molecule: messenger RNA, 651 nt
Organism: Galeopterus variegatus (Sunda flying lemur)
Lineage: Eukaryota; Metazoa; Chordata; Mammalia; Dermoptera; Cynocephalidae
Gene: LYPLAL1
Product: lysophospholipase-like 1
Exons: 4
Biological process (GO): protein depalmitoylation
Cellular component (GO): cytoplasm
Molecular function (GO): carboxylic ester hydrolase activity; palmitoyl-(protein) hydrolase activity
Source: RefSeq, a predicted model, not a curated record